Microtus oregoni (creeping vole) is the source of this 3413-nucleotide messenger RNA. Its product is annotated as Fanconi anemia core complex-associated protein 100-like. The record is from RefSeq and is a predicted model, not a curated record. Gene Ontology annotation, cellular component: Fanconi anaemia nuclear complex; nucleoplasm. Bases 34 to 2673 code for a protein of 879 amino acids. Gene Ontology annotation, biological process: interstrand cross-link repair. The transcript is spliced from 10 exons. Lineage: Eukaryota; Metazoa; Chordata; Mammalia; Rodentia; Cricetidae.
CUCCCGGCUGAGCUCUGGCCCGGCGCCCGCAGGAUGGCGGGCGCUUCCCCACGCGUGCACUACCUGUCGGACUUCUGCUGCCCGCUCGGAGGCCGGGCGGGGGGGAAGCCGCAUGUGCUGCGUCACGAGGCGGAGGUCUUUCUGUCCACGGGGCGCGAAUUCGUCUAUGUGUACGACCAGGAGGGCGGGAUGCUGACGGCGGUGUUCCAGUUUCCCGACCAGGUGUGGCACCUGCAGCUCCUGGCCACCCGCAGGGCGCUCUAUGUCCUGUGCGCCCGGACUGGCAUCUACUGUCUGUCGCUGGACUCGCAGAGCAGGUCUGUGACCCAGGCCUGUGAGGACGAAGAGGAUGAGGCUCGCCCUUUCCCCGUGAUCCGUGUGGAUCCGGAUGCCUGUGUCCUCCCCGAUGCCGCACUCUGUGCCUUCAGUGUGCUGGAUGACAUGCUGGUCACCCUGGUCCAGGGCCCCACCCAGUGGAAGAUGCAGCUGUUCGAGCGUCCCUGCCCAGGGGAGGAGCCUCGGCCUGGAAGCCUGCUCGGUGAGGUGGAGUUGUCCACCUGCACCCCCCCAGGUGGGGUGCCCGAGAAGCCUGCAGCUCCCAGCUUCCUGCCAGUGCUGUGCUGUGUGUUCCCACCAGACUCCAGGGCGCCUCAUGAUCACCCCGAGGGCUGUGGCUGCUUCAUGCUAGAGGAGGCCCUCUUUGGUCUCCUCUUCGGAGCUGACGCCACCCUCUUGCAGUCCCCCGUGAUCCUCUGCGGUCUCCCUGAUGGCCAGCUUUGCUGUGUGGUCCUGAAGGCCUUGGUUACUUGCGAGUUAGCUCCCGGUGACCCUAAGGUCCUGGUCAAGAUCCUCCAUCACCUGGAGGAGCCUGUGGUCUUCAUCGGGGCUUUAAGGGCAGAACCGCAUGCUGAGGAAGAGGCAAGAGAGCUGCUGUCUGACGAGAACGUGCAUUCUGACUGCCUCGUAGCCCUUGGCCACCAAGGCCGGACACUGGCCAUCAAGGCCAGCUGGAGCGAGUCGGGGAAUCUGGUGCCAGAGCUUCGCGAGUACAGCCUCCCGGGGCCUGUGCUCUGUGCCGCCUGUGGCAGGAAUGGCCGCAUGUACCACAGCACCCCCUCAAACCUCUGUGUGGUCGACAUGGCUCGGAGAGACACUCCUUGGAACCUCGAGAAGCCAGACGGGGCCACAGGAGGUCUGCCCUCCAUGCUGUGCCCAGCCAGCUUGAGCAUCUGCAGUGUUGUCACCGUCUGUGUGUCUACAAGGGCAUCUACAGGUAGCACCGAGCUCCUGGCCCUGUCUUCUAAAGGGCGCCUGAUCUCCUGCGUCCUGGACUUGAACUCUGAGGUGCCUGUGCCUGCCAAAAUGGCUGUGGCAAAUGCAGGCCAGAAAAUUAAGGAGCUACUCUUGGACAUCGGUGAUGUCUCCGAGAGAGUGUCCUUCCUGAAGAAGGCUGUUGACCAGCGCAACAAGGCCAUAACAAGUCUCAACGAGGCCAUGAAUGUGAGCUGUGCCCUGCUGUCCAGCCAGGACGGCGCCCGGCCCAUCUCGUGCACCAUCGCUACCUCCUGGAGCCGCCUGGAGCUGCGAGACAUGCUGAUGGCCACCUGUACACUGGAGAAUAGCAGCAGCUUCAGCCUGGACCAGGGCUGGACCCUGUGUAUCCAGGUGCUUACUAGUUCCUCCGCCUUAGACCUGGAUGGGGCUGGUUCAGCUUUUACCUACACCAUUCCAGUGGACAGACUUGGCCCAGGCAGUCGGCGGGAAGUGACGCUGCCCCUGGGUCCUAGCGAGAGUGGCAUGCUCGACCUGCCAGUGACAAUGUCCUGCUGGUUCUACUAUAGCCUCAAGGAGGUGGUGGGUGGGGCCCUGGCCCCCUCCGACCCUCUAGAGGUCCCCUAUCUGGAGAAGCUCCCUCUCAACCUUCCUAAGCAAGAGGGUGUCUGCCUGCCCCUGUGCAAGCGCACGGUGGACAUGCUGCAGUGUCUGCGCUUCCCUGGCGUGGCCUCACAACCCGCGCAGGCGCCCUGCGUGCCUGGCUCUGCCUGUGAGCCCGUGGAAACCUUCCUGAAGGCCUGCCAAGCCCCCGGCAGUGAGCCAACUGGCGCUGCCUCCCUCCGGGCCAAGUACCUGCCUCCAUCUACAGCGUCCAUCAGGGUGUCCGCGGUGCUUCUCAGAACCGCCCUGGAGGACGGUCACUCAGGGUUCCACCUGUGCAGUGCUACACUGCAGUGGCUCCUUGCCGAGAACGCCGCCGCAGCUGUUGUGAGGGCCCAGACCCUGUCCUCUAUCCAGGGCGUAGCCCCAGAUGGUACUGAUGUCAACCUCAUCGUCCGAGAGGUAGCUGUGACUGAUUUGAGCCCUGCAGGGCCCAUCCAGGCCGUGGAGAUCCAAGUGGAGAGCUCCUCUCUGGCCAACAUGUGCAGGGCGCAUCACGCCAUCAUCAGACGCAUGCAGACUAUGGUCACAGAACAAGCUGCCCAAGGCUCCAGCCCACCUGACCUCCGAAUGCAGUAUCUACACCAGAUCCACGCCAACCACCAGGAGCUGCUGCGCGAGGUGCAGACCCUGCGUGACCAGCUGUGCACGGAGGAUGAGGUCAGCUCCUACAGUAUAGCCCAGAAGCUGCUGCAGGUUUACAGGCAGCUCCGCAACCCUAGCCUCGUCCUGUUGUGACCAGCUGCUGGCCAGCUUCUCCUCACUGCGGGACACGCUCCAGGCUGAGUUCUGGGGCUUGUUGGGCUGCACCCCUGUACUGGAACCUCUGCACCUCCGAUGGGAAGGAUCGGUGCCCAAAUACUUGGGCCAUGGAGACACAGGGUUACUGGAGUUCAGACUUGAGGGUGUGGGACUGUUCGGUUGCUGACCCCACCACACCCCAGGAGCACUGGCCGUCUCUCUGGAGCCACCAGGGGGCAGAGUGCUCACUGCAACCAAAGCACAAAGACCGAGGGAGGGCUCCCCUAAACUGCCCGCUGCCUGAGCUGCCUCCUCCCCCAGCUGGGCCGUGCCCUGCUGCUGGUGCUGUUUUCACUAUGGGGGAAGAGCGUGUCUGCAGAGCUGCUGUGAGUGCCGUCUGUGCCGUGGUGUGCCGGCAAACUGCCCUUUCCUGAUGUCCCCCGUGUCAGCUGGCGUCUGUUCCCUUCCCGCCCCUCACCCUCUUCAGAGUCCACUGCGCUCUGUGCCGGUGGUGGGCAGCCCUUCCCAGCUACCCUCCCCCGGGGCUCCUGUGGCCACUUGGGGCCCGAGAUCUGCACCUCAAGGUCUGGACACUGAGCUGCCACCGUCACAACACAGGGUAUUUACGUGGGCAUUUGUCCAUCCUCCAGGACAGAGUCCUCUAUGGAGGAGGCAGUUAGGAGAUGGAAUGCCCUCUCUUGACACCGCCCGGAGUCUGGACAAGUCUUUUUUUUUUU